Lingula anatina is the source of this 1456-nucleotide messenger RNA. Its product is annotated as transient receptor potential cation channel subfamily A member 1. Gene Ontology annotation, cellular component: membrane; transmembrane transporter complex. Gene Ontology annotation, biological process: monoatomic ion transmembrane transport. Lineage: Eukaryota; Metazoa; Brachiopoda; Lingulata; Lingulida; Lingulidae. The record is from RefSeq and is a predicted model, not a curated record. Gene Ontology annotation, molecular function: protein binding; monoatomic ion channel activity.
CCCCCAUAUAUGCUGGUGAACUACACUGCCUGGAAUGGGACUGAUAUCAAUGCAGUAUCCUGUCAGGAACUGGCCAGCUUUGGCUUACACCAGCCUGUACAGUAUCCCAUAGCAUUUCUGUUGUUUGGAACCAUAGGGAAGUGGAUAGUUCUGGCACUAGCCAUAGUUACAACAUUCAGGGAGUUGUAUCAAAUAUGCUACUCAAAGAUGAGCUAUGUGAAUGUAGAAAACCUUAUUGAAUGGUUGAUAUAUGUGCCUGCAUUCUUACUGGUGAUGGACUGGGAUUCAUGUCAGAUGAGCAACCCUCAUAUCAGGCAUCCAUGGCAGUGGAACGUGGGAGCCAUUGCACUAUUCCUGGCCUGGAUUGAGCUGUUGUUGUUCAUAAGAAAGUUGCCAAGAUUUGGAAUCUAUGUGGUGAUGUUCACAGACAUCCUCUGGACCUUCUGCCAAUUCUUCCUUGUCUUUGUUUUGUUCAUAGUGGCCUUUGGAUUGACCUUCCAUGUGUUGUUGAAAAACCAAGCGUCAUUCAGCUCUCCAGCCAGAUCUUUAUUGAAGACCACUGUAAUGAUGAUAGGAGAGUUUGAGUUUGAUACUCAAUACACUACAGAGAUCACACCUGAGGGGCAAAACAUGCACAGUGAUCAGGUCUACUAUGAGGGGGUCACAUAUACCAUCUUUAUUCUCUUCUUGGUUCUCAUGUCCAUCCUUAUCAUGAAUUUACUGGUUGGUUUGGCUGUAGAUGAUAUUAAAGCUGUCCAGGACCAGGCUGUAUUAAAAAGACUAGCUAUGCAGGUUGACUUGGCAUUAGAUGUGGAGAAUCAAAUACCUAUCAAAUACCGGAAAAGGAUGGUAAUUAAGCAAGAGGUACUGAAACCUAAACAACAGAGCUGGUUUACCAAGGAUAAGCCCUUGACAUCUGCAUCCGUUGCACAUAUGUUGCAGCCAGAGCUGGACCGCAUCAAUUUCAUAGAGGAACAACAGAAGUUGACCAGAACAGAUAUCUUGAAGUUGAAGGGACAGGUGAGGGCUGAGGUGAAGGCCCUCAAGUCCUGUACAAAGCACAUUGAGACCAUGAUGAUGACCCUGAUGAAACAUAAUGCGAUCGACUGGGAGGAAGAGGAGGUUGUGGAUGACCAGGAUGAACUCAAUUUGUCUUCUCUGGGAAUUUAAGUACUGUCGUUAAAUUAUAUUUGCAGAUAAUUGACCCAAGGGGUAAUUGAAGAUGAAUACCAUUUUCUAUACCAAUGCCUUAUGUACAAAGUAGACUGAGACACCUUUUUAAGUAAAAUCUCAACCCUAAAAGCUGAUACAAGGUCACCAGACAGUCAAUUAUGCCAAGUAUUUAACAGCACCAGCAAAGAUAUUUUAGUCUCCUUUCCAAUUAAUAUAUAAUAAAAUCAUUCAAGAAAAGAAAUGAAUUGGUUGCUCUGCUUGGUAACUCUUAGGAUAUAUUAAA